Plasmodium yoelii is the source of this 1803-nucleotide messenger RNA. Its product is annotated as DnaJ protein, putative. The coding region runs from base 1 to 1803 and encodes 600 amino acids. The record is from RefSeq and is a predicted model, not a curated record. The transcript is spliced from 3 exons. Lineage: Eukaryota; Apicomplexa; Aconoidasida; Haemosporida; Plasmodiidae. Gene Ontology annotation, cellular component: cytoplasm.
AUGGAAGAGAAAGAGAGAGACAUUGAAAAGUGUCAAUGCUAUUAUGAAAUAUUAGGAGUUGAAAAAAAUGCAACAAUUGAUGAUAUAAAAAAAAAUUAUAAAAAAUUAAUAUUAAAUUAUCAUCCUGAUAAAAAUUCAAAUUGUUCAGAAGAAGAAUUAAAAAAGUAUACACAUAUUUUUAGAAAAAUUCAAGAAUCUUAUGAAUGUUUAAUUGAUCAAAAAAGACGGAAAUGGUAUGACAUUAAUCGUAAUAAAAUUAUAAAAGGGAAAGAAGAAAACGAAGAAAAAGAAGAUGAUCAAAAUUAUUCAUAUAGCAAUUAUAAAGUGAAUAUAAAUAUAUGGGGCUAUUUUAAUAAUAACUGUUUUGAUGGUUAUGAUGAUAAUUGUGAAAAAAGUUUUUAUAAUGUUUAUAGAAAAUUGUUUGAAGAUAUUGUAAAGGAAGAAAAUGAAGAAUUAGCAAAAAUUAAUAAGAAUAAAAAUAAAAAUGAUAAUAAAAAUAAAGGCGAUCAAAUUAAUGCUCCGAGUUUUGGGAACUCUAAAACGUCUGGGAAAAGUAUUGAUGAGUUUUAUGAUUAUUGGAAUAAUUUUAGUACUAUAAAAAAAUUUGACUUUUUUAAUGAACAUUUAAAAUCAUACGAAUUUGAAAAUAGACAUACCAGAAGAAAUUUAAAAAAAGAAAGUGAAAAAAAAAGCAUAAAAGAACGAAAAAAUUAUAAUGAAAAUAUAAGAUCAUUAGUACAACAUUUAAAACAAUAUGAUAUUAGAUAUUUAAAUAGAAUCGUAGAAAUUGGGGAAGAAAAAAGAAAAAAAAAUGAAGAAAACGAAAAUAAAAGAAAACGACAAUUGUUAGAAAGAAAAUUAUUAUUCGAAGAACAUAAAAAGAAAUGGGAAGAAGAACAAGCAGGAUAUUAUAAUGAUGAAGAAAUGUUAGAUCAUAAUGAAAAUAAAAGAGAAUUUAUUUUUAAAAAUGAUGAAAAUGAUGAAAAUGAUGAAAAUGAACAUUCAAAUAUAAACAAAACUGAUCAUAUAGAUGAUCUUGUUGAUUCUGAACAUGUCGUAAAAGAAAAUAUUAUUUAUCGAUGUGAAGUGUGUAAAAAGAAUUUUAAAACCAUGAAACAUUAUAACUCACAUGAAAAGUCAAAGAAGCACAUAACCAAUUUUUUGAAAAGCACAAAAAAUUAUGAUUUUAACGACAUAUUUGGUGAACGAAAAUGGCGAAAAUGGCGAAGAUGGCGAAAAUGGCGAAAAUGGCGAAGAUGGCGAAAAUGGCGAAGAUGGCGAAAUGACAGACGAAAUCAAGGUGGAAAAAAAAAAAAAAAAAAAAAAAAAAAAAAAAAAAAUCCCCCUAUUUUUAAUAAUAUAGAAAAUAGUGAAAAUUCUUCACCAAUAGAUUUAAUGGCAAAUGAUGAUUUCCUAUCCAGAUAUGCGAAUAAAAAAAAAAAAAAAAAAUUUAAAUUUUUGGAUGAAGAAGAUAUUGUAAAGGAGAAUAAUUCUUUAAGCAGUUCGGAUGAUAAGAAAAAAAAAAAAAAAAAAGACCAAGAUAACGGUUGUGAAAAGGCAGAAAAAAAUAAAGACCAAGAUAACGAUUGUGAAAAAGCAGAAAAAAAUAAAGACCAAAAUAACAAAUGUAAAGAUAUGGAUACAAAAGAUAAUUCUAAAAAUUUAAAAUGUCAAAUAUGCAAUCAAACUUUUGAUUCAAGAAACAAGCUAUUUGAGCAUAUAAAAACUGAGGGUCAUAUGGCUAAUAAAAUUUGUGUAACCCCCUCUAAAACAAAAAAAAAAAAUAAAAAAAAGGGAGAAUAA